This is a messenger RNA of Orbicella faveolata, 2575 nucleotides long. Its product is annotated as putative ATP-dependent RNA helicase DHX40. The record is from RefSeq and is a predicted model, not a curated record. Gene Ontology annotation, cellular component: intracellular anatomical structure. Gene Ontology annotation, molecular function: RNA binding; ATP binding; 3'-5' RNA helicase activity. NCBI's taxonomy places the organism in Eukaryota, Metazoa, Cnidaria, Anthozoa, Scleractinia, Merulinidae.
CAACAGCAUGUACAGGGCUUGAACCUGGACUGCUCAUUCCGUUGAUGAUCUCAUUAACCAUGGGGUCACUGUGCCCCCACUAGUGAGAAGAACCCACCUGAUAUUUCCAUUUUAUUGUCAUCUAUUGUUUGUAAUACCAUGCUGAGCAGGAUUUUAAUUUGACACAUUCAGUUGUUUUUUUUUUAGCUUUCAAUACAUUGAUCCACCAGAAGAAAGAAUGAUUUUAGAGGCAUUAAAGCAGCUUUACUACUUUGGUGCAUUAGACAGUGGUGGCAAUGUCACUUCCCUUGGUCGCCAGAUGACAGAAUUUCCGCUCUCUCCAGGCCUUUCCAGGACUGUUAUUUUCUCGGCCAGUCUUGAUUGUGCAGACCUGGUACUUCCAGUGGCUGCCAUGUUGUCCGUGGAAAAUGUUUUUGUUACUCCAGGGGGAAAAAAGAAUUUAUCAGCAGCUACAAAGGCCCAUAAGGAUCUUGCGGAACAAGCAGGCGGGACAAACGACUUUGCCACGCUUCUGUUUGUCUACAGAAAAUGCCAUUCAAGCUCCUCGCCUCCGCGCUGGUGUCGUGAACAUUACAUUCAUUGGCGAGCGCUGAAAAUGGCGCACAACAUUCAUCGUCAACUGGAAACCAUUUUACAAAGACAAAUUAAUAAGAACGCUGUGCCAAAGCAAGUUACCGAGAAACCAAGUACAAACUCGAAAGAUCUGCUCAGGAGAGCACUUUGUAGCGGAUAUUUCUGCAAUGUGGCUCGAAAAAGUAGCACAGGAAACAGCUUUCGUACGAUGGAUGGACAUGGCACUCAAGUUUACAUUCAUCCUUCGUCAACGUUGUUUGGUUGUGAAGAUCAGCUGGAGUGGAUAAUAUUUCAUGAUAUCAUAUGGACCUCAAAAAUCUAUGUGAGAACGGUGUGCCCGAUAAGGUACGAUUGGGUGAGAGACCUCCUGCCUAGGUUACAUGAAGUAGACAGUUAUUCAUUGUCGGGCUGGGCUGAAGGGAACCUAACAGACAGUUGUCAUGAAGGGAACUCACGUGACUUUGACCAACACCAAACAGAUUCUUCCGUUGAAGUUGUUAAAAUUUCAAAGCGAAACACAGAAGACUCUAUUACGGCUGCCAGGCAACGCUUUAUGGAGAGAAAAAGAGCACGUGACCAAAAGCAGGACACGUGACUGGAGUAACAAGCCUGAGAAGGUGAAACGCUUUUAUAAGGACAGGCAGCACGUGGAUAGCGCCAUGCCGAAGGGCACGUGCAGCCAUAGUUAGCAGAGGAGACUAACUAUGGUGCAGCAAGCAGAUCUCCCGGCAUCAUGUGCAUCAAGUGCAAUGCAAAAGGUGCUGCUAUUUACUUCAUGAAUGGGGACACACGACAAAAACGUUGAUGAAUAGUUUAACGGAGGCUCACAUACACUGUAGCAAGAGCUAUGUGGAUUUUGGACCCUGAAUUGCAGGACAAUUUUUUGUCAGUUUUGUUUUGGACAUUUUUAAAAAGCGCAUCAAAUUAGUUAAUUUCACAAGCCUGCUGGACAAUACUUGUAAAGACUGUUUUUUUAUGUAACAACUAACAAGUUACUUUAUUGCAUGACUCAUUGUUUGUUUUACAUAUUUUUCAAUACUGACAUAUGUACAUAUAUUUCAUAUUUUAUUAACUAUUAUACCCAAAAAACAGAGCUGAUCAACCACCUAUGACUUGACGCUGCAGGGUUUUGAAAGGGAACAAUUAGAAUUUAAUUAAUUGUCCACUGUCGUAUAGUUUGAAGAAAUAGCACAUGCGGUGAGUGCAAAUUACUUCGCAGCCCUUUGCGAAAUUACAAGCACUAAAAACGCAAAAAAGGAUAACAAUCAGUAUGAGGACACGCAAAAUAAUGUCAGGAAGAUUACUUCGCGCGCACUUUACACUUACUUUAAUUUGUGACAUCACAAAUAAUAAGAUAAGAUAAGAACUUUAUUAGUGUGUCGAAGUCGCUAGCAUACAAUGUACACUAAUUGGGGACACCUAACUACAAUUACUUAUCGAAUUGUUAUUGUUUAUAUUUUUCAUUGCCGUUUCAUUGGCAUUACCCUAGCUUGAAAGCCGGAAUGUUAAACUUUGCGUCGUUCAAGACUGUUAGCCAUUUGGACAAAUCACGGAAUUUUCCGUAAUUCGUGCUUUAAUUUCUUUUGAAAAGUCGCGAUGAGCUAAAAAAAAUAGCCCGGUGGUCUUGCAUCAAUUUUGAAACAAACUGAAAUAAGGCUUCAUUGCUCGGUUUUAACCCCCGGGCGCAUUGUCAUUUGAAGGUCUCGUUUUGAAAGAAAGGCAAAAUAAAGUGGCAUUUUCGAAAUUUGGCCCUCGUGGCAUUCGCGCUUCUAGUUUCCUUCUCCGACGGUCUCUCCCCACCCCUUUGAAUUAAACGCCUGCCCCGUAGAUUACAAAAAAAAUCAAAACGUCACAGUUUUAACUAGAUGUAACUUUGUCUUUUGCAGAUAAACGGUCUAUACACCUUUUCUUUUUGUCGCUUAAAUCUUACAUGAAUCAAAACUGGCCAUUAUUGUCCAUAAUUAGCUCUUAUUAACCGAGCAGGUGGUCUGUAUGGGAGAAU